AUGGCUAAUGCAAUAAUUGAAUUCUAUCAAAGACAGUUCUCAAAGGAGGGAGAUCCCACUGAUUUUUCUAUGUUGGACAAUGUCCCAGCUAUGGUGACCAUGGAGCAGAAUUUGGAGCUAUGUAGAUUCCCAACAUUAGAAGAGGAAGUGAUAUGCUAUGAUAUUCACAAUAUAGUGCUUCAUUUAUUUGGAGGUGCAUCAUUGCCAAAGUCCAUUACUCACACUAAUUUGGUGCUGCUGCCAAAGAAGCCAAGGGUCCAGAUAUUCUCGGUCUUAAGACCAAUAAGGCUGAGUAAUUUCAUCAACAAAGUAAUUUCAAGAGUUAUUUAUGACAGAUUGGAGAAAUUCCUGCCUAACUAUAUAUCUCCUAACCAGUCUGGUUUUGUGAAAGGAAGGAGUAUCUUUGAAAACAUCCUCCUCACACAGGAAAUUGUCACUGACAUCAGGAUGAGAGACAAGCCUGCUAAUAUGGUGAUAAAGCUUGAUAUGACAAAGGCAUAUGAUAGAGUGUUAUGGAAAUAUUUGAUGUGUGUGACAAGAAGAAUAGGGUUUGCUGAACACUUUAUCACUAUGGUUUGGAACCCACUCUCUAAUAAUUGGUAUUCAGUGUUGGUGAAUGGACAAGCAUCAGGUUUCUUCAAGUCUACAAGAGGGUGA
This is a messenger RNA of Nicotiana tabacum (common tobacco), 657 nucleotides long. Lineage: Eukaryota; Viridiplantae; Streptophyta; Magnoliopsida; Solanales; Solanaceae. The record is from RefSeq and is a predicted model, not a curated record.